AUGGCGAGUUCUGGGCCCGUCCCUGACCCGUUCCAGUACGCACCUUAUUUUGUCCGGUCUUCGGCUUGGUACGAGGGUGAACUCUGCAUCUUCAUUGCCCUGGAAUACAUGGCGCUGGGCGAUCUCCAGGGAUACUUGGGGAAGGCGAUUCCUGAAACGGAAGCCCGGACGAUCACAGUCCAACUGCUAGAGGGCCUGCGGCUCAUGCAUGACGAGGGAUUCGCCCAUAGGGACCUGAAGCCCGCUAAUAUCUUUGUCACGUCCAAAGGCCCCAGUUGGAAGGUCAAGAUUGGAGAUUUUGGAGUGAGCAAGCAAGUGGAUCAAGACAAAGAAGCCGCGGUCGAUGGUUCGGGCUUCGCCUAUACCCCGGCGGUAGACAUCUGGUCUCUGGGUGUCAUCACGUUCUACAUGCUUACAGGGAGACUGCCCUUUGAGGGACUGCGGGGGUUGUUCAAAUAUAUGGACAAACCUGACGACUCUCCGUUCCGUGCGAAAGUGAGCAAGUUGGCCGAGAAUGAGGCCAUGCAGGAGGUCGAUGAGGAGGUUGUUCCGGACUAUCGCCGAGGUUUAAGUAACUACCUACUGCUUCAGUUCCAGGCGAAUUUUGCAAUAUUCAUGGCUUCGCUCAUAGCCCCGGCCCAGUAA
Messenger RNA from Aspergillus lentulus, 645 nucleotides. The record is from RefSeq and is a predicted model, not a curated record. Lineage: Eukaryota; Fungi; Ascomycota; Eurotiomycetes; Eurotiales; Aspergillaceae.